Morchella sextelata is the source of this 1041-nucleotide messenger RNA. RefSeq lists its product as uncharacterized. Gene Ontology annotation, molecular function: protein binding. The coding region runs from base 1 to 1041 and encodes 346 amino acids. The transcript has a single exon. Lineage: Eukaryota; Fungi; Ascomycota; Pezizomycetes; Pezizales; Morchellaceae. The record is from RefSeq and is a predicted model, not a curated record. Gene Ontology annotation, cellular component: cytoplasm; nucleus.
AUGUCCCUCCUCACGCUCCCCAACGAGCUCCUCCUCCUUAUCGCCGACCACCUCCCCCUCCCCUCCCUCCUCCACCUCCACCUCACCAACCACCGCCUCCACCACCUUACCACCCACCAUCUGCACACCCACGCCACCCUCGACCGCCACAGCUACGGCAUGGUCCUCCCCGCCCUGCACUGGGCCGCCUGGUACAACCACCUCUCCCUCGCACGCCUCCUCCUCACCACCAUCUCCCCGGCUCCCCCAAUCGACGCCAAAACGAGCGAGCACGGCAAAACCGCCUUACAGUGCGCCGCAUGGCAGGGCCAUAUAGACAUGGUCCGCUUCCUCCUCGACCACGGCGCGGACAUCAACGCGCGCGACGACAGGUUCGGCAAGUCGGCGCUGCACCAGGCCGUGGUCCGCGGGUGGACCGAGGUGGUACAGCUGCUGCUGCAGCGCGGCGCGGACGUGGCCGCGCGCGAUCAUGGCGGCAUGACGCCGCUGCUGUGGGCGGUCAAGUGUCAGGGUGCUGGUGAGUCGCUUGUGGGCAUUUUCCGGAUGCUGCUGGAAAACGCUGCGGCGACAGCGGCGGCAGCGGCGGCAGCGGGUGAAGAGGGUGAUGAGGGCGGGGAUGGGAAGGGCGGAGAGGGUGUGGUGGACGCGCAGGAGUAUGAGCGCGGCGAGACAGCGCUGCACUGGGCUGUGUGGCGGGGGCAGCGGGCGACGGUGGCAUUGUUGACGGAGUUUGGGGCCGAUGCGGAUGUCGCCAGUGUGGAUGGGGAGACGGCGGUCGAGUGGGCGGUGCGCAAAGGGGAUGAGGAGAUUACGAGGAUGGUAGUGGGGAGGUGUGAGGUUGCUGAGAUGCUACUGGCGGAGGAGAAGGCAGUGGUGGAGGGCGGGGCCGGAGGUGAGGGUGAGGGGGACGGAGCCGGUGAUAAGGAGGAGAAGGGAAAGAGGUGGGGGAGGAGGAUUAGGAGUAUUGGCAAGGUGGUCGGGAGGAUGUCGCUGAUGAGGCAGUUGGAGAGGAGGCAGGUGAAGGAGUUGGGGGAGGUGUGA